Molecule: messenger RNA, 567 nt
Organism: Dipodomys spectabilis (banner-tailed kangaroo rat)
Lineage: Eukaryota; Metazoa; Chordata; Mammalia; Rodentia; Heteromyidae
Product: NAD(P)H-quinone oxidoreductase subunit J, chloroplastic-like
Exons: 2
Coding region: 1-567 (188 amino acids)
Biological process (GO): electron transport coupled proton transport; aerobic respiration
Molecular function (GO): 4 iron, 4 sulfur cluster binding; quinone binding; NADH dehydrogenase (ubiquinone) activity
Source: RefSeq, a predicted model, not a curated record
AUGGCUCCUUCUUUAGUGAGAUUAUAUGAACAAAUGCCUGAACCGAAAUAUGUUAUUGCUAUGGGAGCCUGUACAAUUACAGGGGGGAUGUUCAGUACCGAUUCGUAUAGUACGGUUCGAGGAGUUGAUAAGUUAAUUCCUGUAGAUGUCUAUUUGCCCGGUUGUCCACCAAAACCAGAGGCGGUUAUAGAUGCUAUAACAAAACUUCGUAAAAAACUCGCUCGAGAAAUUUAUGAAGAUCGAAUUAAGUCUCAACAGGGGAAGCGGUCUUCGGGCGGAAUGUUAACUAGUGUAUAUCAUCUUACGCGAAUAGACUAUGGGAUAGAUCAACCCGAAGAAGUCUGUAUAAAAGUAUUUGCCCCAAGGACGAAUCCUAGAAUUCCGUCUGUUUUCAGGGUUUGGAAAAGUGUGGAUUUUCAAGAAAGGGAAUCUUAUGAUAUGUUGGGAAUAACUUAUGAGAAUCAUCCACGCCAAAAGCGUAUCUUAAUGCCAGAAAGUUGGAUAGGGUGGCCCUUACGUAAGGAUUAUAUUGCUCCCAAAUUUUUUGAAAUACAAGAUGCUCAUUAA